Messenger RNA from Sclerotinia sclerotiorum 1980 UF-70, 2586 nucleotides. RefSeq lists its product as hypothetical. The record is from RefSeq and is a predicted model, not a curated record. The transcript is spliced from 5 exons. Lineage: Eukaryota; Fungi; Ascomycota; Leotiomycetes; Helotiales; Sclerotiniaceae. Gene Ontology annotation, biological process: intracellular signal transduction; phosphatidic acid biosynthetic process; cell motility. The coding region runs from base 1 to 2586 and encodes 861 amino acids. Gene Ontology annotation, molecular function: D-type glycerophospholipase activity.
AUGGCUACUCAAGCUCCCGCAGAUGGCGGAUCUAAUCCCUCGAAGUUGAAGGAGAAGAUGAAGAAUCCUCUGGCUAGUUUGAGAGAAAAGUUACAUGAUACCAAACUUCAUGAUGUGAAGGUUGGUUUAAUCCAGAAGAAACAUCAAAUUGGCAAAUUAGGAAAUCUGUUUAAUCCAAAUCAUCGUCAUGACGAAGAACAUGAGAAGAUCACAGAUGAGAAGAGAUCAAAGGUUGCUGAAUCUCAUCGUUUCGAAUCAUUUGCGCCGGAGAGACCGGGGAAUAAUAUAAAGUGGUAUGUGGAUGGAAGGGAUUACUUUUGGGCUGUAUCGAUUGCGCUUGAAGCUGCGAAAGAAACUAUAUAUAUCGCCGACUGGUGGUUAUCGCCAGAACUUUUCAUGCGAAGACCUCCAUAUUAUAAUCAACAAUGGCGUUUGGAUCAAAUCCUUAAGCGUCGGGCGGAAGCUGGUGUUAAAAUUUUUGUUAUUGUUUAUCGAGAAGUCGAGGCUGCUCUUACUUGCAAUUCUGAACACACGAAACAUGCUCUUCAAGCUUUAUGUCCUGAAGGAACUCCAGGAUAUGGAAAUAUUCAAAUUAUGCGUCAUCCUGAUCAUAAUGUUUUCGAGAAUGCUGCGGAUAUGACAUUCUAUUGGGCCCAUCACGAAAAGUUUAUUGUAAUUGAUUACAAUUUGGCAUUUAUUGGUGGUUUAGAUUUAUGCUUUGGAAGAUGGGAUAAUCAUCAACAUCCUCUCGCUGAUGUACAUCCAGAGGGAGUUUCGACUGAAGUUUGGCCAGGACAGGAUUUCAACAAUAACCGUGUGAUGGACUUUCAAGAUGUGGAAGAUUGGAAAGCCAACGAAUUAUCAAAAGCCGAAUAUGGACGUAUGCCAUGGCAUGAUGUUGCUAUGGGUGUCGUUGGAGAUUGUGUCUAUGAUAUUGCCGAACAUUUCGUCUUGAGAUGGAAUUUUGUCAAAAGAGACAAAUAUAAACGUGAUGAACGAUUCGAUUGGUUGAUUCUUGAGGGUAGAGAUGGUGAGAAUGAAGAUUUGAUUGGAGUACAGAGGCCGAAACAUCCAGUUGGAGAAUACAUCGUCCACCCACUUACGCCAUUAAAUACGAAAUCACUAGGACAGCAAGGAACUGUUCAUGCUCAAGUCGUUCGAAGUAGCUGCGAUUGGUCCAGUGGUAUUCUUGUGGAACACAGCAUUCAGAAUGCUUACAGUGAACUCAUCCGAAACGCCCAACAUUACGUUUAUAUCGAGAAUCAAUUCUUUAUCACUGCGACUGGUGAUCAACAAGCUCCAAUUAGAAAUACUAUUGGAAGAGCAAUCGUCGAUGCUGUUGUCAAAGCUGGAAAAGAGGGUAGGAAAUUCCGAGUCAUCAUUUUGAUUCCUUCCAUUCCAGGUUUUGCAGGUGAUCUUAGAGAUGAGGCAGCGACAGGAACGAGAGCUAUUAUGGAUUAUCAAUAUAAAUCUAUCUGUCGAGGUGAACAUUCGAUAUUUGAGCAAAUUAGAAAGGAGGGUGUCGAUCCUGAAGAACAUAUAUUUUUCUUUAACCUACGAUCUUAUGAUCGUUUAAAUGUUACUCCAGCAAUCAAGAAACAAGAGGAAGAAUCUGGAGUCAAGUAUCAAGAUGUGCAAAGAGCAGAGGCAGAGGAAAUUAUGGAUUCGGGUAUUCAUGGUAGAGGUGUUCAAAAGGUUGAAAAGCAUGACGAGUUAAAAGAUAGAGCUAAGCAUGCUUUACAUCAUGAUGACUCUGGAGAUGAAUCUCUAGAGAAAAGAACUGAUGCCAAGAGAAAAUUCGAAGCCAAGGCAGAAGCAGCCGGUACGAAUCAAAAACCAAGUAGUACUGACAGUGUGGCUAAGAAUGCUAUGCAUAUGCAAGGGAAUUUGGUUGAUGAGCCAUGGGAGGGUGAUCUUGAAGGAGAAGCCGACAAUUGGAUUCAAGAAGAACUUUAUAUUCAUGGUAAAGUUCUAAUCGUUGAUGACAGAACAGUUAUUUGCGGAAGUUCUAACCUUAACGAUCGUUCACAACUUGGUAUUCAUGAUAGCGAACUAUCAAUUGUCAUGACAGAUACAAAGACUAUUCCAAGUACAAUGAAUGGACAACCAUACGAAGCAGGUCAUCAUGCAGCUACUUUGAGGAGGUAUCUCUGGCGUGAACAUUUAGGAUUAUUAUUACCGCAAGAUUUAGAUGCGGAUAAUGAUCCUAAUGCUCAACCUCCUAAUGUUCCAAAUGAUAUUCAUGAGGGGGAAACAUAUCAAUUUGUGGAGGAUCCUUUGAGUGAUGAUGUUUGGGAAAUGUGGACAAGUAGAGCUACGAAGAAUUCUCAAAUGUUUAGACAAUUAUUUCAUGCCGAUCCGGAUAAUUUUGUUAAAACCUUCGACGACUAUGAUAAAUUUCUUCCACCAAAGGGUAUUCGUUCAGGUCAUAUUUAUGAUCGUAUGAUUCCUCCUCAGGAAAUUAGAGAGAAGUUGGAUCAGAUUAAGGGACAUUUGGUUUGGAUGCCUUUGGAGUUUUUGAAGGAUGCGCCGAUGGCGGAGACGGGGUUGCAGGUUAAUAGUUGGACGGAGAGUAUUUAUACUUAG